GUUUUUCGUGCGUAUGGCACAUGAAGAAAUUUUAGUAUGGCGUUGAAAGGUGGUAAGCAGGCUUCUGGGGAAGCAGCCCAGUUUUUUAGUGGGCAAGACGUUGAGUCUCAAAAUGCUUCAUUGCAAGCAACAGCAGAAAAGGUUGUUGAUCUUCUUAAUCAGUCACAACUAACAUCAUCAGAAAACAAACUUAGUUAUUUAAAACAGGUUCAAGAAUUGAUUGUCAACAAAGAUCCUACAUUGUUAGACAAUUUCUUAGAUGAAAUAUUAAUUUUUCAACAAGAUCGUUCUGGUGACAUACGAAAAUUUGUUGUUGUUUUUAUUGAAGAAGCAUGCAAGAAAGAUCCAGCACUGUUAUCAAAAACUGUUGGUUGUUUAUCAUACAUGCUUAGUGAUGAAAAUACUACUGUAUCAAAAAGAGUAAUGUUGGCUUGUAAUUCCUUAUAUAAACUUGCAUUACAGCUUAUUUGCAAAGUACGAACUAUUAAAGAUGACCUUCGAGAAAUGUGGGAGAACAUGAAUGAACUUAAAAGACAUAUAUGUGGCAUGAUUGAGUCAGAUAAUGAUGGUGUUCGUACCCAUGCCAUUAAAUUUAUGGAGAUGUUAAUACUUGUUCAUUCUCCUCGAUCACAAAACGAAGACCGCAGAAGAGAUGCAGAUAUCUCACUGGACAUAGUUCCUAAAAAUCAUCCAUUAGUGACGUACGAUGAUUUGGUAGACGAAGGUGUUACUACUUUAGAAGCUCUACUUGCUUUGUGUGCUUCAUCCAAUAUUUCUAGUGUUAACCUAAUGGCUGUGUUGAGCUCUCUUGCAAGUAUUGGUAAACAAAGACCAAUGUUUCUUUCAACUGUUGUCAAAUCAUUUGAAUCAUUACAUGCGAAUCUUCCACAGACUUUAUCAAAAUCGCAAGUCAGCAGUGUCCGAAAAAACCUCAAAUUGCAGCUAUUUUCAAUUAUUAGGCUUUCCUCUGCUGAACCCUACAUCACACAGAUUGGUACGCUUCUAACUGAUCUUGGUGCUACAGGCCCUGAGAUUCAGAAAAGCUUACCAAAACUUGGCUCACAAAAACCAAGGACCAAUGAUGAAGACGCAAAUGUUAUGUCAAAAAAGAAAAUUAAAACGGAAGACAAAAUGGAUGUUUCCGGCCAAUUCAGUCUUUCUAAAGCAAUAGAACUGACUACAGCUGACAUCGUGCCGAGAUUAACAAAAGAAACAGUGACUAACUUAGUCCUUGUUAGUAUGUUGUUUCUACCACGAAAUAUGCCAUCUCAUUUCCAAGAAACGUUCACACCCAUCGCUGCAGCUGGAAGCAGCACACAAGCAGAACAUCUAGGUAGGUUGAUGGCAACACAGAUGACAAACGCUGGUGUGGGAGUUGGUGUUGAAAUGGCCAAAGAGGUAGCUGCAACAGAGAAGAAAGAAAAAAAAUCUGGCAAGGUUGAAACAUCCCUUACGAAACAAGCAGGUGGCGAACAAACGAAAACUAAAAGCAGUUCUUCAAAACAACCUCGAUCAGUACGUGAUAUCGCAUCGGAUUUAAAAGUAGGUUCAAAAUCGUCCUCCUCCGCAGAUUCGAGUUCAACUCGAUUGCGGAAGAUAAAACAAUUCAGAUUACAAGACGCAGUACAAAAUCUCAAAUCAGAUGGACGAAAAAAAAUGUUACAUUUAAGUUAUAAAAGAAUUUUACGAGCGACAAAGAAAGCGUCCAUAAGUGGAUCUAGUGCGGAACAACAUAAAAUUAUUGUUGGAUUGGCAAUGCAGUUUUACGAAGAACUAACUGCAGAUUUGAUAGAAUUUGUGAUGGAAGAUUUUCGAUCAAGAAUAGAUUUAUGUAUCUUGUGGUUGUUUCAAGAGUACGUAAAAGCAGAAUCAAAAGGAGAUGUAAAAAUGCUUCGUUACACGCAAUGUUUAGAAAGUAUCAUAAAUGGGAUGAAAACUUGUUUAGAACCACGUGACAAGUUGUUCACUAGAUUUAUCUUAGAAGCUCCAUACUUGUCAGAUGGUGUUCGGAAAAUAAUAAAAGAAUAUUGUAUGGAUCCGGAGAGGAUUAUGGUUGGUUUUUCAACAUUACGUGAAUUGAUCAGUAAAACACCAGCUCGUUGUCAAGAAUGGUUACAAUUGUUGUUGGAGUUGACCACUGCUGAGAAAGAACAGGUGCGUGUGCAAGCAAUCCAUUCAGCAAAAAAAUUGCACAGCAGACCUGAUUUUGCAGACAGUAUAGAGGAUUUCGCGCUUCAUAGUUUACAGCGAUUAUUACUAGAUACGCCUCCUAUAAAGGAAACGUUCUCAGACGAAAAUCAAGUUGAAGUGGAAACAUCUGAAUGGUCAGAAGAAUCCAUCAAAUCGUAUCUUUACUUAUACCUAGCUCUUCUUCCAACGAAUCACGCGCUGUUUUUGAAUCUUGCAGAGGUAUAUGUUGACGCAUCAGCUAUCAUCAAAAGAACAGUCCUUCGUCAUUUAGAACACCCUGUUCGAGCAAUUGGUAUGAAUUCUCCGGAGUUGUUACGACUUGUUGAACACUGUCCAACUGGUGCUGAAACUUUAGUUACUCGUGUCUUGCACAUUGUAACAGAUAAAAGUCCUCCGACUCAAGAACUUGUACAAAAGGUGAAAGAAUUGUAUCAUAAACGUGUGUCUGAUGUUAGAUUUUUAAUCCCUGUUUUAAAUGGUCUGGCUAAGAAUGAGAUUAUAGAUGUGUUACCCAAACUCAUCUCGCAAACACCAAAUGUAGUGAAGGAGGUUUUUAAUCGAUUACUUGGUUCGACUCAAACAAACGCAGCUGCUGCGAAUCCUCCACUGUCACCUUCUGAGUUGCUUGUUGCUUUACAUUCUGUGGAAUCGAAAAGUGAUGUGAAAGCCGUCAUGAAAGCUAUUAACAUAUGUUUUGGCGAAAAAAACAUCUACACACAAGAAGUUUUAGCUGUUGUUAUCCAACAACUGAUGGAUAUUUCACCGCUACCUACCUUAUUUAUGCGAACUGUUAUACAAUCACUCGGAAUGUGUCCUCGCUUAGUUGGUUUCGUUAUGAACAUUUUAUCAAAGUUAAUCAACAAACAGGUUUGGAAAUACCCGAAAGUUUGGCAAGGUUUUGUAAAAUGUUGUCAGAUGACAAAGCCUCAAUCAUUUCCAGUAUUGCUUCAACUUCCACCAAAACAAUUGGAAAGCGUUUUUGAAAUUGCUCCAGAUGUAAAAGAACAACUUGAAAAUCACGUUGGAAAUUUGACAUCUAAUCAACGAUCACACAUACCGAAAACAGUGUUGCAACUUCUUGAAAAAGAAGAGAAACCUUCGUCAUCAACGAAUGCCGACGACUUAUCAGCGACAUAUUCGAGCAGCGAAAGUAGAAAACGAAAAGCUGAUGUAAAGGAAUCUCCCCGGGCGGCCUCAAAAAGAAAACUCACGGAGAGUGACAAAUCGUAACAGCUUUGUCCGAAAAACAUUUUUCGCGAUGGUAUGUUUACUAAAUUUAGUCGGCGAAAAUAAUUGAAGAAAUGUUGGCUAAAAUCACCUCCACGAGUUCUCAUUGGUUAACGUAAACGCACUGUAAAAGCCAUUGUAUUGAUAAAAAUGUAUUUUUUUAUCAAAGAAAUUACACAAGUGGUUGUA
Messenger RNA from Hydractinia symbiolongicarpus, 3606 nucleotides. Its product is annotated as symplekin-like. Lineage: Eukaryota; Metazoa; Cnidaria; Hydrozoa; Anthoathecata; Hydractiniidae. The record is from RefSeq and is a predicted model, not a curated record. The transcript has 36 exons. Gene Ontology annotation, cellular component: mRNA cleavage and polyadenylation specificity factor complex. Bases 37 to 3420 code for a protein of 1127 amino acids.